This is a messenger RNA of Cololabis saira (Pacific saury), 2784 nucleotides long. It is a transcript of the gene onecut3a, whose product is annotated as one cut homeobox 3a. The coding region runs from base 290 to 1621 and encodes 443 amino acids. The record is from RefSeq and is a predicted model, not a curated record. Gene Ontology annotation, cellular component: nucleus. Gene Ontology annotation, biological process: regulation of transcription by RNA polymerase II. NCBI's taxonomy places the organism in Eukaryota, Metazoa, Chordata, Actinopteri, Beloniformes, Belonidae. The transcript is spliced from 2 exons. Gene Ontology annotation, molecular function: DNA-binding transcription factor activity, RNA polymerase II-specific; RNA polymerase II cis-regulatory region sequence-specific DNA binding.
GCGUUGGGUGCAGGAGAAGGUGCUGAGCAGAGAGAGAGAAGCCCAGGCAGCAGGCGCAGACACCUCCACGCAGCGAGCCACAGAGGUUUUGCAGCACAGUUCAGUGUGGCGGCCGGGAUCCGACCUCCUAAAACCAUGCUGGAUUGACUGCAGAGAGGCAACUACAAUCAAUGGCUUGGCUUUGAAAUCGUUGAAAAUUUAUUGGAAAGGAGUGCGAGACAGAGCGACAUUGGGAGAGGGAGAGAAGCGAGAGUGGAGAGAGGGGAGGAAAUAAAGAUCCUUUUCAACGAUGGAGCUUACAAUGGAAAACAUCGGCAAUCUGCACGGCGUAUCUCACUCCCAUCAGACGAGCGACUUAAUGAACUCCCCUCACGCGCGCCAGUCGUCGGCGUCGCAUCGGAACUUGGUGUCGCACGGACGGUCGGCCAUGGUGUCCAGCAUGGCCUCCAUCCUGGAGGGAGCGGGGGACUACCGCACAGACCACGCUCUGUCCGGCCCCCUGCACCCGGCCAUGACCAUGUCCUGCGACUCCGGCAUGAGCCUGAGCAGCACCUACACCACGCUGACGCCUCUGCAGCACCUGCCCCCCAUAUCCACCGUGUCGGAGAAAUUUCACCAUCCGCACCCGCACGCCCACCAUCACCCGGCGCACCAGAGACUCGCCGCCGGGAACGUGAGCGGCAGCUUCACCUUGAUGCGGGACGACCGCAGCCUCGCCUCCAUGAGCAACCUGUACGGCCACUAUCCCAAAGACAUGUCCGGCAUGGGCCAGCCGCUGUCCCCGCUGUCCAACGGGCUGGGCUCCUUGCACGGCUCCCAGCAGACGCUCGGCGCCUACGGCCCCGGAGCGCACCUCUCCAACGACAAGAUGCUCUCGUCGGGGGGAUUCGAGCCCCACGCAGCCAUGCUGUCCCGAGGGGACGAGCACCUGGCCCGGGGUCUCGGGGGCCACGGAGCCGGGCUCAUGACAUCUCUGAACGGCAUACACCAUCACAGCCAUCCGCACUCUCAGGCAAACGGAUCUAUGCUGUCGGACCGGGACAGGCAGACGGUGGUGGGAGGCGGGCAGGGAGCCGGGUCGGGCCAGGUGGAGGAGAUAAACACCAAGGAGGUGGCACAGCGAAUAACGGCGGAGCUCAAGCGCUACAGCAUCCCACAGGCCAUCUUUGCUCAGAGGAUCUUGUGCCGGUCCCAGGGAACUCUGUCUGACCUGCUGCGGAACCCUAAACCGUGGAGUAAACUCAAGUCUGGCCGGGAGACGUUCAGGAGGAUGUGGAAGUGGCUGCAGGAGCCCGAGUUCCAGCGGAUGUCAGCGCUCAGGCUUGCAGCCUGCAAGCGCAAAGAACAGGAGCAACACAAGGACCGCAACACAGCACCCAAGAAGCAGCGUCUAGUUUUCACGGACCUGCAGCGGCGCACACUCAUCGCCAUCUUCAAGGAGAACAAGCGUCCGUCCAAGGAAAUGCAAAUCACCAUCUCCCAGCAAUUAGGAUUGGAGCUCAGCACCGUCAGCAACUUCUUCAUGAAUGCACGCCGCCGCUGCGUGGACCGCUGGCACGAUGACCACGGCAACAGCCCCGGGCAGCCGGGCACAUCUGCUACCACCUUCUCCAAGGCCUGAGAGGAGGAGGAGGCCUUCACAGGGCUGGGGAGCCAGGUUGGAACAACAGGCAACACAGGAAAUUGGCUGUGAAAACCUGUCUAUAACAACCCUUUCCAGCCUGGACCAUCUGAAUGUGUCCUCUGCCUGAAAAAUCCUUUGUGCCAUGCAAUCACCCUUGUUUUUUUUAAAAAUCAGUCAAAAUCUCUAGCUCACACAUGAAAGAAGCAUAAUAUAAGAGGUGAAGUGUGCAGUCAGGUCCAUUACUCACAAAGGGACAAUCAUUGAUUUUGUCUUUUCUUUUUUUUUUUUUUUUUUGUGGAAAGAAAAUUAUUUUAUGGCAUCUGAUGAAGCAAAGAAACACCAAAGAUUUGAUCUUUUUUCUUGGACGGUACAUUUUGCCGGCCUCCUUCUUCAACUACCCAAGUAGCCACCAUCACUGCUUUAUUUUCUUUCGUCAACUCACCUCCUUUGUGUCUGUCUCCUUAUACUUACAUCUCCUCUACGCCAGCACAUGGAAGCAACAAGGGCGAAAGAACGGCAAUAAAUCUGACAAGACAACAGCACAUAGCCUUAUUAUCAGAGCCCCGUCCUGCACACACAAGGCCGUCUUAAAGAAAACAACACAGCCUAUGAAGAAAAAAAAAAAAAACCAAAACAACAACAACAAGGCUUUCCAAUUCUCCGCCUCCACCUUCCCCCUCCUUCAAUAGUCUCCUUCAUUCCUCGACCAAAGGUAUUCCCUGAUGGCCAGCCAUUUCAGAGAGCAGCUCAGCCUGAUCAUACAGCAAACUAAUGAAUUGAAAAAUGAAUCGAUGCAGACAGCGAGAGUGGGCCCUUGACCCCCUCCUGAAGGUGAAACUAAAGACGCUCGGCAGGAGAUACUCAGGUCUUCCAGGCCCAGGUUAUAUUUUUGCACAGAUGUCAGAGGCCUGUAGGGAGACGUGUCGUUGUUACUCUUUAGCCUGAGCCCAGAGUCCGGUUUUCUCUGACCACCAGGAGAGGUGGAUGAGACGUCUGGACAUGCUCUUUGUUCUGCUGGGAGCCUUUCCUCUAAUCAAUAACUGUGAACCAAACGAUGACAACAACACGCUUGGGGAUCCAGCCAACUACAUUACAGCUGCAUAUGAAAAGCAGAGUGUAAGAGGAGCACACGGAACCCGGUGGAGAUGGGGGCACAAAGG